Pyricularia oryzae 70-15 is the source of this 363-nucleotide messenger RNA. RefSeq lists its product as uncharacterized. The record is from RefSeq and is a predicted model, not a curated record. The transcript is spliced from 2 exons. Lineage: Eukaryota; Fungi; Ascomycota; Sordariomycetes; Magnaporthales; Pyriculariaceae. Bases 1 to 363 code for a protein of 120 amino acids.
AUGGUCGACGAGCCCUUGCCCGUUGCCUUUUCGCCUUUUUGGCCAGGGACAAGGGAGGCAUACCUGAUGAUACCCCAGUGCCUAGGUGACAAUACAGGUCCACAGGAACGGUUAAGCGAGUACUAUAAAAGCCAUGCACUGGCGACGAGGCUCAAGCAGCAGCUCAAGCAGCAGCCCACAUUCGACGGGCAGCUACAGCCGCCUUUCGGACCCAGCGGGCCACCAGAGUGCUCCUGGCUGGAUCCCAAGGCGGAGGCAGUCGGACAGCAGCUCUGUCAAGUCGCCAAGGAGGUCCUGGAGCUGGUCUCGCACGUGAACGACGUCUUGAUAGAGGAGCCUCCACUACAAGCCGGAAGCACCUGA